UCAACUUGUUUUCUUUCUAUUUUCGUUCUAACUUCACUUACCUCCUUAAGUGAUAACGUACACUAGUGCAUUAUAAUAUAUAGUUGCUGGUUAGCUAGUUUGUAAGUUGUAACAGUACGCACAUGUGAUUGUCCCAUGCACCCCCGAAGGCAUGUAAGAUUUAGCCAUAUCAAUCGUCUAAUUCCUCUUCAAAUUAAUUCAGUUACAAUAUAUUAUUCUAUUUUGUAGAAGAGAUCGCUAUCGGCCACCUAUACAUGGAGUUGCAGGAUAUCAGAAUUGGAAAGCAGGAAGAAGAAUUGAAUGGUGUGAAGAGUAAUGGAGGCGUUUUUUUGACAUGGAAUGACUUGUGGGUGACUGUUUCCACUAGUAAAAAUGGCAGCAAAAACAUACUUGAAAGAGUCACUGGCUAUGCUCGCCCUAGUGAGCUCUUGGCUGUAAUGGGUCCUUCUGGCUCUGGCAAAUCUACACUUCUCGACGCAUUAGCUGGGCGACUGGAUUUCAGCACGAGGCAGAGUGGGGAUAUUCUGAUCAAUGGUCACAAACAGAAACUUUCUUAUGGAACUUCUGCAUAUGCGACUCAAGAUGAAACUCUGAUAGCAACACUAACCGUAAAAGAAGCUGUUUACUACUCUGCACAGCUCCAAUUACCAGAUUCCAUGACAAAAUCAGAGAAAAUACAAAUAGCAGAACAAACUAUCAGGGAUAUGGGGCUCCAAGAUGCAAUGAACACAAGAAUUGGAGGAUUUGGCACUAAAGGAAUUAGUGGAGGAGAAAAGAGGAGACUUAGUAUUUGUAUUGAAAUUCUAACGAGACCAAAACUUCUUUUCCUUGAUGAACCAACCAGUGGCCUUGACAGUGCGGCAUCUUAUUAUGUGAUGAGUGGAAUUUCGCGCCAAAGAUUUGGAAGAACCAUUAUCACAUCUAUUCAUCAGCCCAGUGCUGAAGUUUUCAAUCUCUAUCACAGUUUAUGCAUUUUGUCUUCGGGAAGAACCGUGUAUUUUGGACCUGCUAGUGCAGCAAUUGAGGAUAUUGAACAUGGUUCAGCUGGAAGAAAGCCGACGGAAGAAGUGGUAGAUUUUCUCAUAAAUUCAUAUAAAUCAUCCGAGGAAUACCAUAAAGUUAAGAUCGAGGUUGCAGAAAUAUGUCAACAGGGUGGUGAAAUAUUGGAAAAAAGAAGUCAUUCCAACUUCACAACACAGAGCCUGGUUUUGACAAGGAGGUCAUCCGUGAACAUGUUCCGCGAUCUUGGCUAUUACUGGAUGAGAUCCGUGUCUUAUGUCAUCCUUGCUUUGGGUCUUGGUUGUAUCUACUAUAAUGUCGACUUAAGCUAUCGUUCAAUUGAGGAAAGAGGUCUAAUGGUGGCUUUCGUUGUUUCAUUUAUGACAUUCAUGACAGUUGGUGGAUUCCCUUCAUUUGUCGAGGACAUGAAGGUGUUCCAAAAAGAAAACUUGAACGGACACUAUGGUUGUUGUGCUUUUGUCAUUGGCAACACUCUUUCUUCCAUGCCGUACUUGUUAUUGAUUUCAUUGGUUCCAGGCGCCAUCGCCUAUUUCCUCACUGGAUUUCAAAAUGGAUUUGAGCAUUUCAUCUACUUUGCUCUGGUCCUCUUCACCGGUAUGAUGAUAGUCGAGAGCCUAAUGAUGAACGUUGCAGCUAUCGUGCCUAAUUUCCUUAUGGGCAUUGUGGUUGGCGCAGGAAUACAAGGAUUAAUGAUAUUAAGUGGCGGCUUUUUCCAGAUACCUAAUGAGUUGCCUAAAAUACUCUGGAAGUACCCAUUAUACUACAUUUCGUUUCAUAGGUAUGCUUACCAAGGCAUGUUUAAGAACGAAUUUGAAGGACUACAAUUUACAGAUUACGUCAACGGAAACAAUCAUACAAUUAGCGGAGAGCACGUAUUGAGAGAUAGAUGGCAAGUAGAAAUGGCGUACUCAAAAUGGGUAGAUCUUGCCAUUCUUGUGGGUACGUUAAUUUUGUAUCGCCUGGUAUUCUUCCUGAUCGUCAAGACGAAUGAAAAAGUUGUGCAUGCAAGAAAAACAUCCGCAUCAGUUUUGUCAAAUAGUAGGCAAAUUGUGGCUAAGUCCCUACCUGCCUCGCCUCUCCAUGGACUCACUUCAUCUGAUUGAAUUAGAAGUUGUUUAGUUCUUCGUGAUUGAACACUGUUUGGAUUGUCGUUUCAUUUUUAUAAUGUACCAUUUUGUACCGUAUUACUAUAUUUUGUUGUAUACAUCUCUUCGUGGACUCUCUUUAUUGUACGUAUAAUAACGUAAAGAUGCAAAUAACAGGGUUCAUAUUAAA
Molecule: messenger RNA, 2295 nt
Organism: Lycium ferocissimum
Lineage: Eukaryota; Viridiplantae; Streptophyta; Magnoliopsida; Solanales; Solanaceae
Product: ABC transporter G family member 1-like
Exons: 7
Coding region: 255-2123 (622 amino acids)
Cellular component (GO): membrane
Molecular function (GO): ATP binding; ATP hydrolysis activity; ABC-type transporter activity
Source: RefSeq, a predicted model, not a curated record